Messenger RNA from Suricata suricatta (meerkat), 393 nucleotides. RefSeq names its product DNA oxidative demethylase ALKBH2-like. Gene Ontology annotation, biological process: DNA repair. The record is from RefSeq and is a predicted model, not a curated record. Lineage: Eukaryota; Metazoa; Chordata; Mammalia; Carnivora; Herpestidae.
UUAAAGCCCUUUGUGCCAGUCCUAGAGCGCGUCCAGGAUCGUGUUUCUGUGGUGACCGGAGAGACCUUCAACUUUGUGCUCAUCAACAGGUACAAGGAUGGCUGUGACCACAUUGGUGAGCACAGAGAUGAUGAAAGGGAACUGGCUCCUGGGAGCCCCAUAGCCUCGGUCUCCUUUGGGGCCUGCAGAGACUUCCUCUUCCAGCAUAAGGAUUCUCGGGGGAGGCAGCUCUCCCGGAAGGUGGACGUGGUCAGGCUUCAGCUGGCCCAUGGAAGUCUGCUUAUGAUGAACCACCCGACCAACACUCACUGGUACAGUCUCCCUGUCCGAAAGAAGAUUCUAGCUCCAUGGGUCAAUCUGACAUUUCGCAAAAUCCUGCUUACUAAAAAGUAA